Messenger RNA from Peronospora belbahrii, 1683 nucleotides. The record is from the annotation of a GenBank genome assembly. NCBI's taxonomy places the organism in Eukaryota, Oomycota, Peronosporomycetes, Peronosporales, Peronosporaceae.
AUGACGUUAAAUGUGAAAGGAGAGAAUUAUCCACUUGAGGAUAAUGAUUUACUUCGAAUACGUGUUGAUGUCUCAACGACUUCACCAGGGCAUGAUCAUUAUCAUUCAUUUGAUACUACGGGUGAUGAUAAUAACAGCGAAUAUCAUCUGACGUCAGGACGAAAUGUAAAACGGUCACGACGCGAAGAAGCGGCGCUGUUUUUGGAAAAAACAUAUGAACUCUUGGCUCAUUGUCCACCCGAAGUAGCAAGUUGGACAACCAAUGGGGACAGUUUUGUGGUUAAACAACCGGCUGCUUUUGCUGAACACGUGAUUCCGACGUACUUUAAACAUCGUAAAUUUAGUUCAUUUGUUCGACAAUUGAAUUUGUAUGGAUUUAGAAAAGUACGUGCUGCAUCUACGGCAUUGGAGGAAUCGGAGAUUCGAGGUGAACCGGAAGCUGUCGAGGGGAAUUCGAGUCCAAAGGAUUGGUGGGAGUUUCGUCAUGAACGAUUUGUAAGGGGCAGGAGAGAUUUAUUAUGUGAAAUUAGAAGACGAUUACCGAGUGAUGCAAAGGUCUCAACUUCUCCUUUUGGAGCGGCUUAUACACCAGUGGAUCGUGUCGAGCUUGAUGAAUUGAGAGCGGAAGUAGAAGGUCUGCGUGAAGAAAUGCGCAAAAUGAAGACAACCAACCAGCACCUUAUGGACCUCUUGCAGACCUUGCUGCAACGUUGCGGUCGAGCGGAGAACGAGGAGGGGAAAAGCAGAAAUCGACUUGAUUUUUUUCAGACUGCCACGUAUACGGACUCUCCUUCUGUAGCACAGAGCCAAUCCAAAGCUCUGCCAUCAAUAAAUUUGGCCAGUGCAACAGCUAGUGCCAGUGUCACGGGACCACAACUAGCCUUACUGCAGCUACGUCAAGGACAUCAACCAAUAGGUACACCGCGUGACGUUAGGACACCUCGAACUCCGGCCUCGGGGUCUUUUCAAUUGCGACCAGUUCAGACGCUGAUGAUGAAUGUCAGUCCGAACAGUCGACCGAGUCCAAGACCCAGCCAUAAUUACGUGACCAGGCCUCCUUCGUACAGCCGACAGCAGCGGGAGCAGAUUAAUAGGCACCAGCAGCGAUGGUACGAAAGCGCCCCAAUUAGUCACCCAUCUCCGACAACACACCGUUCGCCGCUAAAGCGGCUUCGCGUAGACUUAGCUACUUCUGGUACGGACCCGCAGACAUGUUACGGCGUUCAUUCUCCCGAGGACGUUGCGGUUCGUGAACUAAGCCGCAUUGCCAAGGAGAUUCGGACCGAUCUGCUAGCUUGUAUUACUGCGCGCGUGACAGGCUUCUUACGCGUCCAUUGUGACCAAAACGAGCCAACAUGUGAAGCUGAUGCUGACGCAGUGGGAGAAGCUGUGGGAUCCGAUAUCCGUUUGAAGCUUGCGCUGUUACAGGCAUCAACGUCUGCGGAUCCGAUGCUCCUAGAUUUGGAGACAACUUGCAUGUAUCGUAUAGAGAUCCUCAAGUUCAUUUCUCGCGAAUUGCCGCGUGCUGUUCAGGAAGCCGUAGACAGGAGGAUACCGGAAAAACUAAAACAGCGCUCAGCAAAAGAUCGGUCUCUGCUAGCACUGUUAGUACAAAAGGCACAGAAAGCACUCGAACGUCAAAUGCAUACGGAAACUGCAGCCGUCAUUGCAGGACGUCGUUGA